Messenger RNA from Trichechus manatus latirostris (Florida manatee), 4418 nucleotides. It is a transcript of the gene ABCB1, whose product is annotated as ATP binding cassette subfamily B member 1. The record is from RefSeq and is a predicted model, not a curated record. Gene Ontology annotation, cellular component: membrane. Gene Ontology annotation, molecular function: ABC-type oligopeptide transporter activity; ATP binding; ATP hydrolysis activity. The coding region runs from base 139 to 3963 and encodes 1274 amino acids. Gene Ontology annotation, biological process: transmembrane transport. The transcript has 27 exons. NCBI's taxonomy places the organism in Eukaryota, Metazoa, Chordata, Mammalia, Sirenia, Trichechidae.
AGUCGGAGCAGCCGGCGGCAGCACAGCGGUGGCGUCCGCUUGCCCCGUUCGGUCGGGGAGUAAAGGCCAGUCUCGCCCUCGGCUCUUCCGAAUCGCGUGUUUGGCUAAUAGUAGUCUGUGGUCUCUCUCCAGGACGCAAUGGAUGCUGAAGGGGGCUGUAACGGAAGAUCAGGGAAGUUGAAACCGAACAAGAAAAGUAAAAAAGAUGAGAAGAAAGAAAAGAAACCAACUGUCAGUACAUUUGCAAUGUUUCGCUAUUCAGAUUGGCUUGAUAAGUUGUAUAUGUUGCUGGGGACUUUGGCUGCCGUCAUUCAUGGAGCUGCACUUCCCCUCAUGAUGCUGGUUUUUGGAGACAUGACGGAUAGCUUUUCAGACCUAGGAAGUUUCAUAAACACGGCUAAUCAAACUAAUUUCAGCACUGGAGAUAUCCCCAUCAAUAUAGAGGAGGAGAUGACCACGUAUGCCUACUAUUACAGUGGAAUUGGUGCUGGUGUGCUUGUUGCUGCCUACAUUCAGGUUUCAUUUUGGUGCCUGGCAGCUGGAAGACAAAUAUACAAAAUUAGAAAACAAUUUUUUCAUGCUGUUAUGCGACAGGAGAUAGGCUGGUUUGAUGUGCAUGAUGUUGGGGAGCUUAACACCCGGCUCACAGAUGAUGUCUCCAAAAUUAAUGAAGGAAUUGGUGAUAAAAUUGGAAUGUUCUUUCAGUCAACAGCUACGUUUUGCACUGGUUUUAUAGUAGGAUUUACACGUGGUUGGAAGCUAACCCUUGUGAUUUUGGCCAUCAGUCCUGUUCUUGGACUUUCAGCUGCUAUCUGGGCAAAGAUAUUAUCUACAUUUACUGAUAAAGAACUCUUGGCAUAUGCAAAAGCUGGAGCAGUAGCUGAAGAGGUCUUAGCAGCAGUUAGAACUGUGAUGGCAUUUGGAGGACAAAAGAAAGAACUUGAAAGGUACAACAAAAAUUUAGAAGAAGCUAAAAGAAUUGGGAUAAAGAAAGCUAUUACAGCCAAUAUUUCUAUGGGUGCUGCUUUCCUGCUGAUCUAUGCAUCAUAUGCUCUGGCAUUCUGGUAUGGGACCACGUUGGUCCUCUCAAAGGAAUAUUCUAUUGGACAAGUACUCACUGUUUUCUUUUCUGUAUUGAUUGGAGCAUUUAGUGUUGGACAGACCUCUCCAAGCAUUGAAGCAUUUGCAAAUGCAAGAGGAGCAGCUUAUGAAAUCUUCAAGAUCAUUGAUAAUAAGCCAAGCAUUGACAGCUAUUCGAAGAAUGGGCACAAACCAGAUGAUAUGAAAGGAAAUUUGGAAUUCAGAAAUGUUCACUUCAGUUACCCUUCUCGAAAAGAAGUUAAGAUCUUGAAGGGCCUCAACCUGAAGGUUCAGAGUGGGCAGACUGUGGCCCUGGUUGGGAACAGUGGCUGUGGGAAAAGCACCACGGUCCAGCUAAUACAGAGGCUCUAUGACCCCACAGAGGGCACGAUCAGUAUUGAUGGACAGGACAUUAGGACCUUAAAUGUAAGGUAUCUGCGGGAAAUUACUGGUGUGGUGAGUCAGGAACCUGUGUUAUUUGCCACCACAAUAGCUGAAAACAUUCGCUAUGGCCGUGAAGAUGUCACCAUGGAUGAAAUUGAGAAAGCUGUCAAGGAAGCCAAUGCCUAUGACUUUAUCAUGAAACUGCCUCAGAAAUUUGACACCCUGGUUGGGGAGAGAGGGGCCCAACUUAGUGGAGGACAGAAACAGAGAAUCGCCAUUGCGAGAGCCCUGAUUCGCAACCCCAAGAUUCUCCUGCUCGACGAGGCCACGUCGGCCUUGGACACGGAGAGUGAAGCAGUGGUUCAGGUGGCUCUGGAUAAGGCCAGAAAAGGGCGAACUACUGUUGUGAUAGCUCAUCGUUUGUCUACAGUUCGUAAUGCUGAUGUCAUUGCUGGUUUUGACGAUGGGGUCAUUGUGGAGGAAGGAAAUCAUGAUGAACUCAUGAAAGAAAAAGGCAUUUACUUCAAACUUGUUACAAUGCAGACAAGAGGAAAUGAAAUUGAAAUAGCAGGUGCAACUAAUGAAUACAAAAGUGAAAGUGAUGCUUUGGAAAUGUCUCCAAAAGAUUCAAGAUCCAGUGUAAUAAGAAGAAGAUCAACUCACAAGAGCAUCUGUGCACCACAAGGCGAAGACAGAAACCUUAGUACAAAAGGGGACCUGGAUGAAAAUGUACCACCAGUUUCCUUUUGGAGGAUCCUGAAGCUGAAUCUAACUGAGUGGCCUUAUUUUGUAGUUGGUGUAUUUUGUGCCAUUAUAAAUGGAGGUCUCCAACCAGCAUUUGCAGUAAUAUUUUCAAGGAUUAUUGGAGUUUUUACAAGAAAUGAUGAUGAUGAAACCAAACGACAGAACAGUAACUUAUUUUCACUGUUGUUCCUAGUCCUUGGAAUUAUUUCUUUUAUUACAUUUUUCCUUCAGGGCUUCACAUUUGGCAAAGCUGGAGAGAUCCUCACCAAGCGGCUCCGAUACAUGGUUUUCAGAUCCAUGCUGAGACAGGAUGUGAGCUGGUUUGAUGACCCUAAAAACACCACAGGAGCAUUGACCACCAGGCUCGCCAGUGAUGCUGCUCAAGUUAAAGGGGCUAUAGGUUCCAGGCUUGCUGUAAUUACCCAGAAUGUAGCAAAUCUUGGAACAGGCAUUAUUAUAUCCUUAAUCUAUGGCUGGCACUUAACACUUUUACUCUUGGCAAUUGUGCCCAUCAUUGCAGUAGCAGGAGUUAUUGAAAUGAAAAUGUUGUCUGGACAAGCACUGAAAGAUAAGAAAGAACUAGAAGGUGCUGGGAAGAUUGCUACUGAAGCAAUAGAUAACUUCCGAACUGUUGUUUCUCUGACUCGGGAGGAAAAGUUUGAAUAUAUGUAUGGACAGAGUUUGCAGGUACCAUACAGGAACUCUUUGAGGAAAGCACAGAUCUUUGGCAUCACAUUUUCCCUCACCCAGGCAAUAAUGUAUUUUUCCUAUGCUGGCUGUUUCCGGUUUGGUGCCUAUUUGGUGGCACAUAAUUUCAUGACCUAUGAGAAUGUUCUUUUGGUGUUUUCAGCUGUUGUCUUUGGUGCUAUGGCAGUUGGGCAAGUCAGUUCCUUUGCUCCUGACUAUGCCAAAGCCAAAGUGUCAGCAGCCCGCAUCAUCAUGAUCAUUGAAAAAAUCCCUGUAAUUGACAGCUAUAGCACAGAAGGCCUGAAGCCAAAUACGUUAGAAGGAAACGUGACAUUUAAUGAAGUUGUGUUCAACUAUCCCACUCGGCCAGACAUCCCAGUGCUUCAGGGGCUGAGCCUCAAGGUGAAGAAGGGCCAGACGCUGGCUCUGGUAGGCAGCAGUGGAUGUGGGAAGAGCACGGUGGUCCAGCUCAUUGAGCGGUUCUACGACCCCUUGGGUGGAAAAGUGCUUAUUGAUGGUGAAGAAAUAAAGCAUCUGAAUGUGCAGUGGCUCCGAGCUCACCUGGGCAUUGUAUCUCAGGAGCCCAUCCUGUUUGACUGCAGCAUUGGCGAGAACAUCGCCUAUGGAGACAAUAGCCGGACCGUGUCACAGGAGGAGAUUGUGCAGGCAGCUAAGGAGGCCAACAUACACCCCUUCAUCGAGUCGUUACCUGAUAAAUAUAACACCAGAGUAGGAGACAAAGGAUCUCAGCUCUCUGGUGGCCAGAAACAGCGAAUUGCCAUAGCUCGUGCCCUUGUUAGACAGCCUUGUAUUUUGCUUUUGGAUGAAGCUACAUCAGCUCUGGAUACAGAAAGUGAAAAGGUUGUCCAAGAAGCCUUGGACAAAGCCAGAGAAGGCCGCACCUGCAUUGUGAUCGCUCACCGCCUCUCCACCAUCCAGAAUGCAGACUUAAUAGUGGUGUUUGAGAAUGGCAAAAUCAAGGAGCAUGGCACGCACCAACAGCUGCUGGCACAGAAAGGCAUUUAUUUUUCAAUGGUCAAUGUUCAGGCUGGAGCAAAGCGUUUGUGAACUGUGACCACAUGAAAUGUUAAUAUUUUCUAAUAUUUGCAUUUAAAUAUGGCAUUUAAUCAAAGUUAAAAAGCAAGUACUACUUGGAAAAAUUACAUAGUUACCUGUUUAACAUUCCUGCCACAACUGAAGAUGAUUUCACCAAGUUGUGAGUCUUCAGAGACUUCAUAGUUAAAGGAACAGAAAGAGAAUCAUCAUCAAAUAAGGGUUUAAUUGCAUUUUAAAAUGUAUAAAAUAAAUCAAACUAGAGUUUUAAAAAAAUAAAGUUAAUUUUGUUUAUAUUUUCUUAUUUGGACUAUAACUGACGACCUUGCUAAAUGAUUAGAAGUAGCAAAAAGUACUGAAAUCUUUGCAUAUAAGCGCCUGUAAUAAAACUUUAAUAUGACUGGAGUCAUCUUGUCCAAAAUGCUUGUGAAUAUAUCAUUUCCCAGUGGGAAUAUUGCAGAUCAUUUAUG